Monosiga brevicollis MX1 is the source of this 1396-nucleotide messenger RNA. RefSeq lists its product as uncharacterized. NCBI's taxonomy places the organism in Eukaryota, Choanoflagellata, Craspedida, Salpingoecidae. The transcript has 5 exons. Gene Ontology annotation, molecular function: protein binding. Gene Ontology annotation, cellular component: nucleus. Bases 386 to 1396 code for a protein of 336 amino acids. The record is from RefSeq and is a predicted model, not a curated record.
AGCCAAUCGCGCAUACCAUUAAAAGCAACUGCCUCACAGCUUGACGCAUCACUGAAAAACAAGUUUUUGGCGGCGGCCAUUGUGCUGGCGCAGCUGAUCGGCCCGUGCGCUGGGGGGUACCUACACGGGUGUUGCCGUGUUGCCGGUCGAUCCAGCGACGGUACUGUGAGCCAGACGCGAGCUAUUUGCGUCUUUGCUUCUUGACGUGGAAACAUUGAGGUUUCCAAACGUCUUGUGACCUGGUCAACGGCAGGGCUUCCUCGCUGGUCGUUCCAGCCGCGUGCGCGCCCAACGCUUGCACGGUAUUUUUUUUUUUUUUUUUCCAGCAGACUACCUUUGCCAGUUUGUUGCCUAUUGUGUGUCGCGGUUCUCCGCACCACUCACCAUGUCUGCGGAUACCACACCCGAGCAGUACCAGUACAAGGCACCCUGGCCCAUCUAUAGCUCUGCUUGGUCGCAGAAAAAGAACAAACACUACCGACUUGCCAUCGGCUCUUUUGUCGAAGAUUACUGCAACAAGAUUCAAAUUGUCACGCGUCAUCCAGACUCCUCCACCAUCCAAGUGCACAGUACCGUCGAUCAUCCUUAUCCAGCGACCAAAAUCGCAUGGCUCCCUGACCCUGAUGACACUCGUCCUGAUCUCUUGGCGACCACGGGCGACUACCUACGCAUUUGGCGCGUCGAGGAAAACUUGACUAGCAUGGAAUGCCUUCUGAACAAUAACAAAACUUCAGAAUUUUGUGCACCGCUCACGUCCUUUGACUGGAGCACGGUGGACCCAAACCGUAUCGUGACCUCUUCCAUCGACACUACCUGCACGGUUUGGGACAUCCGCGCCGAGAAGGAUGUUGGCCGCGCCAGUGGCGAUGCAACCACUCAACUCAUUGCCCACGACCAAGAAGUCUACGACGUGGCUUUUAGUAGCCAGAAUCGGGAGGUCUUUUCAACCGUGGGUGCCGAUGGGUCGGUGCGCCUCUUUGACUUGCGCAGUUUGGAUCAUUCCACCAUUAUCUAUGAAGAUCCGCAGCAAACGGCCCUUUUGCGGCUUGGUUGGAACAAACAAGAUGCAAACUUUCUCACUGUGUUAAAGAUGGAUUCGCGUGAGGUUGUGCUGGUGGACAUUCGCAUGCCUUGCGUGGCGACGGCCACGCUCUCAUGUCAUACCGCAGCCAUCAACGGCAUGUCGUGGGCGCCACAUUCAGCCUGUCACAUCUGUACGGCUGGGGAUGACAACAAGGCCAUCAUCUGGGACAUUGGAGGUAUUCCUCGCAAGGAUCCCGAUCCCAUCCUGGCCUAUGACGCCGAUGGCAACAUCAACAAUGUGCAAUGGUGCGAGUCCUUUCCUGAGUGGAUUGCCAUUAAUCACGACAACGUGUUGGAGCUGCUCCGCGUUUGA